AUGCAGCCGCAUUCAUCAAAAAGACAUCUCACGCCUGACGGUACCGACAUCCACUAUAUCUCAUCUGGCAACCAGGGAGGCCAUCUCGCAGUCUUGUUACAUGGGCUAGGCGGCUCAACAGAGACAUUCCGAGACUUGAUUCCCUUCCUGCCGCCCGAUUAUCACAUCAUCAGCAUAGAUCUCGAAGGAUUCGGAAAGACACCUCUCAACCAGGGAACGUCUCUCUCAUUUGCCCGGUAUGUCUCCGACUUACACGAUCUCAUCACAUAUAUUCAGGAACAUCCUUCAAACUCGGCAUCAGGGACGACCAACAGUUCAGGGGACGAAGGGAGCAAAGAAUCCGUUCUCCUCGUCGGUCACUCCCUCGGCGGUAUCAUCAGCUUGCACUAUGCAGCCCAGCACCCCGCCAAAGUGGCAGGACUUUUACUUCUGGGCGCAGGCCGUUCCGUGAGAGGUAUUCCGCCGGCACAGCAGCGCAUGCGUGAUCUUGCGAAAACAGCACGCGAAAAGGGUAUGGAUGAGGUCGGACAGAUCGCGGUCAAGACGAAUUUCCCAGCGGAUCGUGUCAACGACAGCGUGCACGAACAGCAGGUUCGUGACGCUGUGUCCUCUUGCUCUGCUGAGGCAUAUGCAGCCACGGCAGAACUAGUUGCCAGCGACGACCACUAUGACCCCGAUUACAGCCUGAUCAAGAGUCCGGCUGUGUUUGUGGCCGGUGACAAGGACAUGAUCAGCCCGCCGCAGAGGUCAAAGGAUAUCAGCAGCUUGGUGGGAGGGCCCUCGGAAGUUGUGGUAGUGAAAAGUGGUCAUCAGAUGAUUCUGCAGGACAUCGAGGGCGUCGCAAAGGCGCUCGACACGUUGCUUGGAAUGUUAUGA
Messenger RNA from Cladophialophora immunda, 876 nucleotides. RefSeq lists its product as uncharacterized. NCBI's taxonomy places the organism in Eukaryota, Fungi, Ascomycota, Eurotiomycetes, Chaetothyriales, Herpotrichiellaceae. The transcript has a single exon. The record is from RefSeq and is a predicted model, not a curated record. The coding region runs from base 1 to 876 and encodes 291 amino acids.